Anarrhichthys ocellatus (wolf-eel) is the source of this 2360-nucleotide messenger RNA. RefSeq names its product dimethylaniline monooxygenase [N-oxide-forming] 2-like. The record is from RefSeq and is a predicted model, not a curated record. Bases 1 to 1695 code for a protein of 564 amino acids. Gene Ontology annotation, molecular function: NADP binding; flavin adenine dinucleotide binding; N,N-dimethylaniline monooxygenase activity. The transcript is spliced from 11 exons. NCBI's taxonomy places the organism in Eukaryota, Metazoa, Chordata, Actinopteri, Perciformes, Anarhichadidae.
AUGGUUCGACGUGUGGCAGUUAUUGGAGCAGGUAAUUCUGGUCUGACUUGUAUCAAAACAUGUGUUGACGAAGGACUGGAGCCUGUCUGCUUUGAAAGCAGUGAUGACAUUGGCGGCCUAUGGAAAUUUAAGGAGUUGCCUGAUCCAGAGCGAUCCAGCAUCUAUCGCUCCUUGGUGACCAACACCUCCAAAGAGAUGACGUGCUUCAGCGAUUUUCCCAUGCCUGCCGACUAUCCCAACUACAUGCACAACUCCCAGCUGCUGCAGUACUUCAGGCUCUACGCUGAUCACUUUGACCUGCUCAGAUACAUUCGUUUCCAGACCACAGUGAGGAGUGUUACACAGAGGCCAGAUUUCUCUGAGUCCGGUCAGUGGGCCAUAGUGACCAACAACGGGGAUGGAGAGGAGAGACACGUGUUUGAUGCCGUCAUGGUGUGCAUAGGCCAGUACACCCAACCAGCCUUACCCCUGUCAGACUUUCAAGGAUACGAGACGUUUUCUGGAAGGUGUCUUCACAGCUUGGAAUAUAGAAACACAGAUACCCGCAGAGGAGAGAGGGUGGUGGUGGUCGGCAUUGGCAAUUCUGGAGGAGAUAUUGCAGUGGAGAUCAGUCGAUCUGCAGAGAAGACAUUUCUCAGCACACGGCGGGGGUCCUGGGUGAUGGGCAGGAUGUCAAGUAAUGGUCUUCCCUUGGACAUGAAUGCUAUCACCAGACUCAACAACAUCCUCAUGCUGAUUCUUCCCAGGUCUCUGGUCAACUGGGCAGUAGAGAGAGGAUUCAACCGCAAAUGUGACCACAGACUGUACGGCCUGAAGCCCAAACACAGAGUUUUGGAGCAGAGACCUUUGAUCAAUGAUGACCUUCCUGGUCGAAUCCUUCAGGGGGCGGUAGUGAUGAAACCAAAUGUGAAACGAUUCACGGACUCUGGAGUUGUGUUUGAAGAUGGCACUGUGGAGGAGAACAUUGAAGCUGUGGUCUUCUGUACAGGUUAUAAUGGAAACUUUCCAUUCCUGCCUUCAUCUCUAUCUGAGGGGCCUCACAAAGUGCUAACAUUGUACAAGACACUGUUUCCUCCUUCUCUAUCACAACCCACACUGGCCGUCUUGGGUGUUUUCCAGACAAAUGGACCAAUCAUACCCACGGUAGAAAUGCAGGCACGCUGGGCUGUGAAGGUCUUUGCCGGUUUGAGCCGUCUGCCACCCAAAGACAGAAUGCUGGAGGUCAUCGAGUGUGAGAGGAAGAGAAACAUGAAAUGCUAUCCUUGCCCACGAAAGGCAUCUCUCCAGGUAGAAUACAUCCCGUACCUGGAUUUCAUGGCUGAGGAGGUCGGAGUGCGACCUAACUUCCUGAGACUACUACUGAGAGAUCCUGUGCUCUGGUUCAGGGUCUUCUUUGGUCCCUGCACGCCUUAUCAGUAUCGUCUCACGGGGCCUGGACAGUGGGCCGGAGCCCGCCAGGCCAUCCUCACUCAGUGGGAACGGGUGGCUCAGCCGUUCAGAACCAGGGUGGUACCAGAACCGGAGAGCCGUCCUUCUGUGCUCUUUUCACCCUGGCUGCUCAUGUUUGCAGGAACUGUUAUGGGCUCGGCUGCCUACGUCAACAUGAACAACCUUCCAGCUUUCCUACAGGAUCCCACUGCACUGUUUGACAAGAAAAAGGUUACUUGCCUGCGCAGUGAUUUGCAAGUCAUAUAAUCAAUUCAUAAUAAUGCUAUAAAAAAAAAUCUAAAUAGAUAAUGCUCAGCUGGCUGUCUUAAUGUAAACACACUCCUUUUAACUUAACGCAACUCACAUUAAGACUGCAUUCAUUAAAAAUGCUUUAAUAGACAACAUUUAAAACUGUUAGUUAUCGUCACUUAUAGCCCUACCAACCAUUUGUACAAGUAUUUUCUCAAUGAAACUUCGUUGAUUGUACAUGCACAGAUGCUGUGUAUGUGUGUAAUCCCCAGCUGAAAAUGAUUCUAUUCUGUUUGAAUGAACAAAGGCAUGUUACUCAAGUAAAAGUACUUUAAAAUUGUCCCCAAGCACAGUAUAAGCAAAAAUAGAAAACGUUGCACAGUUUCUAUUCCACUGUGACUCCAUUGCCAAGCCGUCCUUGAACUAGGAUAAUGUACAUUGGUGAAUGAUGCCACCCGAUGGCAGCUUCAGAAUCCAGCUCAUGUUCGGCUUGAAAAGUCUGUAUGAAACGAUGUAGUCCUGUGUCUCUGCAUCCUAUCAUGGUAUUAAGGACCGCCCUCUGGGAUCUCUUUGAAUCUCAUGUUGUCAAAGUCUGUAAUAUUUUGUAAUAUGUAUUAUUUUAAACAAUGACAUGGGUAAAUUGUUUGGUAGAAUCAAGACAUGAAAUUAAAAAUCAAAAAUGA